UUACGACGGAACAAACAUGUUUUGAAAAAGUUCCAAGAUAUUCCCGCUUUUGCAACUGGCAGAGUGUAAAGUCACCAAUGCUACUAUCCUGCGCAAAGCGAAGAGAAGAGUGAACGCGACCUACACUACACCGUAGCUUCAAUGAAUAUCAACUCGUUUUCCUCACUGCAUCCACCAUAGCACUAAAGCGUUUCAGGAAUCGGACCAAACUGAUCAGAAUUCCCUCCCGAGUUCUCUGUUUCAGAAACUGGUUUCUUUGUAAAACAAAUUGCCCACAACAUUUUCUAAUUAAACUGAAUCCUUGACGCUUCAACACAGCUGUAGCAUCUUCUUUUGACGAAAAGCCAUUUUGGAACAGUAGAGGCUCAAAUUUUGUUGGCUGGUAGAAUGACUUCAUCUGCUAUUGUAGGAGGCUUGCAAGAACCAGCAAACCCAGCUGAUUCCAAGACCAAUUUGAACAUGUCCCUGCAAAUUUCCUCAUCCCGGAAGGGACUGCUCACUGAAGAAAAAGUAGAAGAAACCAUUCCAGUGACAAAAUUCAAUGGAAUCGGAAAAAUCUGCAGAGAGUGGAUUAACAACCCUAUGAACAUAGCCCUGGUGUUAUGGCUAACUUGUGUGGCAAUCUCAGGAGGAAUUCUGUUUCUUGUAAUCACAGGAAUGUUAGACAAUGUCCUAACCAAGAAGUCCCAAAGAGACUUGUGGUUUGAGGUCAACAAUCAAAUCCUUAAUGCUCUGUUCACUCUCAUGUGCCUAUACCAGCAUCCAAAGAGGUUCCACCACCUGUUUCUUCUUUGUAGAUGGAAACCAAAAGACAUUUCUAUCCUCAGAAAAGCAUAUUGCAAGAAUGGCACUUACAAGCCCAAUGAAAGGGCCCACUUGAUGGCGGUUGUGUUGUUGCUUCAUGUGAAUUGCUUUGCUCAGUAUGCUUUAUGUGGCCUUAACUUGGGUUAUAAAAGAUCAGAAAGACCUAAUGUAGGUGUUGCUAUUUGCCUCUCCACUGCCAUUGCUGCUCCAGCAAUAGCAGGCGUUUAUGCCAUUUUUGGCCCUCUGGGGAAGGAGCGUGAAGAAGCUCAGAACAAUAACACCACCAACAAUGGCGCUAGUAGCUUAUCAGAGAAAAGCUUGUCAUCUAUACCAAGAAAUGAGGGGACUGGUGGGUGUGUCCACCCUACACUGGCUUCACUGCCUCAUGAAGACAAAGCUACUCAGUUCACGACAAUGGCCACUUAUCCAAUGUGGAGUGGUCCUAGGUGCAAGAUCUGACACGGUGGAUCAAAAGAUUUGGAGGUUUCCGCGAACAAAUUAUUGUACUGUGGAAGCUCCCAUUCUUUAGUACGCAUAUUGUUGUGCAGAUUAAUCCAUAACGAUGUAUUAAUUAUGUUGAGGUGUCACCUAUGGAUUCAAAACUAUGCAUUUCCUGCAGCAAUAUCUUGUUGAUUUCUUCUCUUCACUA
This is a messenger RNA of Prosopis cineraria, 1453 nucleotides long. RefSeq lists its product as uncharacterized. The record is from RefSeq and is a predicted model, not a curated record. Gene Ontology annotation, biological process: sesquiterpene biosynthetic process. Gene Ontology annotation, molecular function: cyclase activity. Lineage: Eukaryota; Viridiplantae; Streptophyta; Magnoliopsida; Fabales; Fabaceae. The transcript is spliced from 4 exons. Bases 388 to 1263 code for a protein of 291 amino acids.